Messenger RNA from Cornus florida, 1690 nucleotides. RefSeq lists its product as uncharacterized. The coding region runs from base 1 to 1572 and encodes 523 amino acids. The transcript is spliced from 4 exons. The record is from RefSeq and is a predicted model, not a curated record. NCBI's taxonomy places the organism in Eukaryota, Viridiplantae, Streptophyta, Magnoliopsida, Cornales, Cornaceae.
AUGGACAAUGGAGAGAUAUGGCAUGAAAAAAGACAUUCAGCUGCAGGAGACUGGAUAAACCACGGUGGUGAUAUAUACAACCGUAGAUACGCCUAUGGAGAAACCAAGAUCAGCCCUUCAACUGUCUCGAAGCUACGUCUCAAGUGGACAUUCUACGCAGGCAAAGACAUCACUGCAACUCCUGCAAUUUUCAAUGGCAUCCUUUAUUUCCCAAGCUGGAAUGGUUAUCUCUAUGCCGUCAAAGCUGUCGACGGCUCGCUUGUUUGGAAACAAAACCUGCAAAACCUAACUGGUUUUAGUGCACCAACUUUCAUUGCUAAUGUUACUACAACCGUGUCCAGAUCAACUCCGACGGUAGCCGGCGAUCUGCUAAUCAUCGGAAUCUAUGGACCUGCUGCUGUUAUUGCUGUUAAACGAGAAACCGGAGAGCUGGUCUGGUCCACCAGGCUUGAUAGCCAUCCCGUUGGUACUAUCACCAUGUCCGGGACAUUUCAUAAAGGAGGUUUCUAUGUUGGAACAUCUUCAUUGGAAGAAGAUGUCACCAGCGUUGAGCAAUGCUGCACCUUCCGUGGCAGCCUUGCCAAACUAGACGUCCGAACAGGCGCCAUCCUGUGGCAGAUCUUCACGGUGCCUGAUAACCACGGCGUGACCGGAGAGUACGCCGGAGCUGCCAUAUGGGGAAGCAGCCCUUCCAUAGAUAUUGAAAGAAACCUUGUCUACAUUGCCACAGGGAACCUAUACUCAGCUCCUCUACGUAUACGACAAUGUCAAGAAAGAGAGAACAAUCAGACCGUGCCUACUCAACCAGACGAGUGUGUCGAGCCCGAAAAUCAUUCUGAUUCAAUAAUGGCGUUUGAUUUGGACACUGGAAUGAUCAAGUGGUAUAGGCAGCUGGGAGGUUAUGAUGUGUGGUUCUUUAUAUGCAAUAACCUCUCGGCGUUCCCAAAUUGCCCUCCUGGUCCUAACCCGGACGCAGAUUUUGGGGAGGCACCAAUGAUGCUAAGCAUACAUGUUAAUGGAAGCAAACAAGAUGUUGUUGUGGCUGUCCAGAAAAGUGGAUUUGCAUGGGCUUUGGAUCGCGAUGAUGGCGCCAUUAUCUGGUCUACUGAGAGUGGACCUGGUGGGAUUGCUGGAGGAGGUACAUGGGGAGCCGCCACAGACAAAAAGAGGGUCUACACCAACAUUGCCAACGAUGAAGGCAAGAACUUCACUCUCAAACCCACCAACAAAACCACAACUGCAGGCGGAUGGGUGGCAAUGGAUGCUCACACCGGCAAAAUCCUAUGGUCCACUGCUAAUCCUAGCAAUGCCACUUCCAAUGGUCCGGUCACUGUCGCUAAUGGUGUCCUAUUUGCUGGCUCCACAUAUCCAACUGGACCGGUAUACGCCAUGAAUGCUAAGACCGGAAAGAUUCUGUGGUCACACGACACUGGAGCCACCGUGUAUGGCGGCGUUUCAGUGAGCCAGGGAUGCAUAUUUGUGGGGAGUGGUUAUAAAGUUAACCUUGGAAGCAUUGCAUUCACCACCUUUACCGGAGGUACUUCACUCUUCGCCUUCUGUAUCCUCCAUUGAAUGGUGAAGCUACCUACUCACACUCCUAUUUAGUACCAUCCAUCUCAGUAACAGAAAAAAAUAAUCAGGCAUUCUUAAUUCAGAUGUGAAGAAUGCGUGCAAUAUAUUGUUAUCAAUG